Punica granatum (pomegranate) is the source of this 3570-nucleotide messenger RNA. Lineage: Eukaryota; Viridiplantae; Streptophyta; Magnoliopsida; Myrtales; Lythraceae. The record is from RefSeq and is a predicted model, not a curated record.
CGGUUCAGUUUUGAAAGAGUCCUUCAUUUGUGUUGAGGAAGCAUAAUUCGUCCAUUACUCGUGUCAGCCUCCUCCUCCGUCUUCCUCCUCCCCUCCUCAACCUCCGUCCCAUUUCAAACCGCCGCCGUGACGCCCCCCACGCGCUUUUGAAAUUCCACCGGCCCCUCGCCGGAGCCCUAAUCCCCUCCUUCCAGAUCUCCACUCCACUCCUCUCCGAUCGAUCGCCUCCUCCUCUCCUCUCAUCUUGCUGGACUGCUCGCGUCUUCUCUCUCUGUCGAAUCUGCCAGUGCGAGCAUCGAUCUCCCUCGUGGCCGGACCUCCAUUUUGAGCGGGCGAGCGAAUCAGGUUUUGGAGCAUGGAGGCGAUCGAGGAACUGAUUCAGCUCUCGGAUGCGAUGCGGCAGGCAUCUGCCGUCCUCGCGGACGAAGACAUUGACGAGAGCUCGUCGUCAUCCAGCAGGCGCACUUCCACCUUCCUCAAUGCCGUCGCCCUUGGCAAUGUCGGUGCUGGAAAGUCUGCUGUCUUAAAUAGUCUCAUCGGCCAUCCAAUUCUUCCUACUGGUGAGAAUGGUGCUACCCGGGCUCCCAUAACGGUUGACCUAUCAAGGGAUAGUAAUUUAAGCAGCAAAUCAAUCGUUUUACAAAUUGACAACAAAUCUCAACAGGUUUCCGCAAGUGCUCUUCGACAUUCUCUCCAAGAUAGGCUAAGCAAGGGUUCAUCUGGAAGAAGUCGUGAUGAAAUAUAUUUGAAACUUCGUACUAGUACAGCUCCACCUUUAAAGUUGAUUGAUUUACCGGGACUUGAUCAAAGAUUUGUGGAUGACUCGCUGAUCAGUGAGUAUGUUGAACGCAAUGAUGCCAUUCUGGUUGUUGUAAUACCCGCUAGUCAGGUGCCGGAAGUUUCAUCAUCUCGCGCCCUUAAAAUUGCUAAGGAAUAUGAUGCAGAAAGUACCAGAACUGUUGGUGUUAUAAGUAAAAUUGAUCAAGCAGCUUCAGAUUCAAAAGCAUUGGCAGCUGUUCAAGCUCUCUUGUCGAAUCAGGGACCACCAAAGACAGCUGAUAUUCCAUGGAUUGCAUUAAUUGGUCAGUCUGUCUCUAUUGCUUCUGCACAGUCCGGAAAUGCUGAGAGCUCUUUGGAAACUGCCUGGAGAGCUGAGAGUGAAAGUCUGAAAUCCAUAUUAAGUGGCACCCCUCAAAGCAAGCUUGGUAGGGUAGCUCUGGUUGAUGCGCUAGCAGGCCAGAUCCGUAACCGUAUGAAACUCAGGCUGCCAAAUCUCCUUUCAGGGCUUCAAGGAAAGUCUCAAAUUGUACAGGAUGAAUUGUCAAGGCUUGGGAGUCAAAUGGUUGAUAGUGCUGAAGGUACAAGGGCUCUUGCUUUGCAGCUUUGCCGUGAAUUUGAAGACAGGUUUCUCCAGCACAUCACGAGCGGGGAGGGUAGUGGCUGGAAAGUUGUAGCAAGUUUUGAGGGCAAUUUCCCUAACCGGAUCAAGCAGCUUCCAUUGGACAGACACUUUGACAUUAAUAAUGUGAAAAGAAUUGUGCUGGAAGCAGAUGGAUAUCAACCUUAUCUUAUAUCUCCUGAGAAAGGUCUGAGAUCCUUAAUUAAAAUUGUAUUAGAGAUGGCUAAAGAACCAGCACGACUCUGUGUUGACGAGGUGCAUCAUGUACUGGUGGACAUUGUUUCUGCUGCUGCAAGUGCUACUCCUGGCCUUGGCAGAUACCCUCCUUUCAAGAGAGAGAUUGUGGCAUUAGCCUCUGCUGCUCUGGAUAAUUUUAAGAGUGAAGCCAAGAAAAUGGUUAUUGCUCUCGUAGAUAUGGAGCGUGCUUUUGUUCCUCCUCAGCACUUCAUCCGAUUGGUUCAAAGACGCAUGGAGAGGCAGCGUCGGGAGGAAGAAUUGAAGAACAGAUCCUCCAAGAAAGCAGCAGAAGCUGAUCAAUCUUUGUUAAACAGGGCUACAAGCCCUCUAACAGGGGAUCAAAAAAGUGGCGGUAGCUUAAAAUCUAUGAAAGAUAAAUCCUCACAGCAAGAUAAAGAUGCACAAGAGGAAUCAACACUGAAGACUGCUGGGCCUGGUGGAGAAAUAACUGCAGGAUUUUUGUUGAAAAAAAGUGCAAAAACAAAUGGAUGGAGUAGGAGAUGGUUUGUCCUAAAUGAAAAAACUGGCAAGCUGGGAUACACGAAAAAGCAAGAAGAAAGACAUUUCAGAGGUGUAAUCACCUUAGAGGAAUGCAACAUUGAAGAAGUUUCUGAAGAUGAAGAACCCCCAUCAAAGAGUUCCAAGGAUAAGAAAUCAAAUGGCCCUGAAAAAGGGCCAAGCCUUGUUUUCAAGAUAACCAGCAAGGUUCAGUAUAAGACUGUUUUAAAAGCUCACAGUGCAGUGCUCUUGAAGGCUGAGAACGCAGCAGAUAAGAUUGAGUGGUUAAAUAAGUUGAGAAAUGUCGCACAGCCUGGAGGAGGUCAGAUUAAGGGAGAAUCUGGUCUUCCUAUGCGGCAGAGUCUAUCUGACGGUUCACUGGAUACAAUGGCUAGAAGACCUGCGGACCCCGAAGAGGAACUGCGGUGGAUGUCACAGGAAGUACGUGGUUAUGUGGAGGCUGUACUCAACAGUCUUGCUGCCAACGUUCCAAAGGCAGUAGUUCUUUGUCAAGUUGAGAAAGCCAAGGAAGAUAUGCUUAACCAGUUAUACAGUUCAGUCAGCGCCCAAAGCUCUGCUAAGAUUGAAGAACUCCUUCAAGAAGACCAGAACGUGAAGCGCAAACGAGAACGUAUUCAGAAACAGUCAUCUGUUCUCUCAAAACUGACGAGACUACUCAGCAUUCACGACAAUCGAGCAUCCGCGGCCUCCAGCUGGAGCAAUGAUGGCCCUAGUGCAGAGAGCAGUCCGAGAACACGUGGGUCUUCGUCUGGGGAUGACUGGAGAUCAGCAUUUGAUGCAGCCGCCAAUGGGUCUGUGGAAUCAGGGAGGUCCGGAGCAAGCCAUAGCCGACGUUACAGCGAUCCUGCUCAGAAUGGAGAUGCGAGCUCUGGCUCAAACCAUGGGGGCCGAAGAACUCCUAAUAGGCUCCCGCCAGCCCCUCCGCAGUCCUCUGGUUCAGCUUACAGAUAUUAAGUGAAAAACACCCCGAGCAGAUACAAAUGGUAUUGGUUAUACGUAUUACAUGGUGGUGGCUUGGCUUGGGCGUUUGGUCCUAUCAGUCUGAAUCAAUGGAGCACUUUGAUAGAGAUGCCCGCCUAUCCGAUAUUGUUGCAUAUGAUUUGUAGAAGCGGUGGAUGGGUACUAUAUAUUAUUGCAUUCGAUAUUUCAUUUCUUACUCGUCGGUCAGCAGGUAUUGACUCGAGGGGGUACCGUGUAUGUCAGUUACCCAUUCUCUGAGAUUUUCUCCGAUGUAUUGUUUUCCAUUUUCCGGUCUUGGUUUCUUUUCUGCAGUUUAUUGGUCGGGAGGGGUCGGGUUUUGGUUUUGGACUCAAUAUUUUCCCAGAAAAUAGACGGAUUGCGACAGGCAUAAUUUUUGUACACCAUCUUGUAGUGAAAAAUAUUCAAUUUCCUUAUGCAAUGAUUGAGUUGUCACA